AUGGAAAUUAGUGAUGAGUUCCAAAUCUCAUUUGGAUCAGUUCAAACCAUAUUGACGACUGAUUUAGACAUGAGAAGAGUUGCAGCCAAAUUUGUUCUAAAACUGCUCUCAAAUGAGCAAAAAGAAAACCGAAAACAGAUCGCCACUGAUUUGCUAGAGUGUUCCGAAUUCCGAUAAUUUUUUUUUUUAAAUCAAUUAUAACUGGUGACGAGACUUGGAUAUAUGGCUACGAUCUUCGCAGUGGAAGACACCUAAUUCACCACGACCCAAAAAAGCUCGUCAAGUUCGGAGUCAAGUGAAGGUUAUGUUGACUGUUUUUUUCGACUACCAAGGUGUUGUUCAUCACGAGUAUACUCCAAAAGGACAGACCAUAACACAGGAGUACUACAUUGAUGUUCUUCGCCAUUUACGAGACGCUGUACGAAGAAAAAGACCCGAGUUUAAAGAGUCUGGUAGUUGGAAAUUGCAUCACGAUAAUGCACCAGCCCAUUCAGCCCAUGUUGUGCAGUAG
Molecule: messenger RNA, 511 nt
Organism: Cinara cedri
Lineage: Eukaryota; Metazoa; Arthropoda; Insecta; Hemiptera; Aphididae
Source: the annotation of a GenBank genome assembly